AUGGAUUCUUCAAAUCCUAAACCGAUAGAUCAACCUUUAAGUCUAGGCGAAGAAUUUGAAACCAAAUAUGGAUGUCAACCAUGGAUUUGUCCCGAAGAUCAAAGAUGGUAUUAUGAUCAAACUAAAUGUCCAAAUGAUAAGAUUUCAAUCAUGACUUCAGUGAUUUUAAAUCCUUUUUUGGAAUUAAUCUCUUUACGUUCUCCGGCAUCUGAUCCCACUUUUGGCCGAUACACACUGCCUUUCUCACCUUACGAAAAACUUAUAAGAGAUAAUCCGAGUUAUACUUGUUGGGACGCUAGAGUGUUUCUAGACCGAUCUGGGAAAGCUGUAGAGGAGAAAACGAAUCGAUGGGUUUGGUACCAGGUUUGGUGGGACGAAGCAGCAGCCGCAAAAACAGGAGUUAAAACGGAUUUAUGUUUUUGUCAUGGUAUUUCUGAUUACGGUGGAGGAUUCGCCAUACAUGCUAAACCGUUCUUAGAUGCAGGUUAUCGUAUGAUCAUGCCAGAUUCGCCAUCACAUGGUAGAAGUACAGGACUUCAUUGUUACCUGAAUGAUUUGAACGAUCUAGGCCAUGCAGUUCAAGUGAUCUUAACAGAUGUCAUCAAACGUGACACGGCUGUGGGUCGUGCUCAACGAAAUGUGAUUGUUAGUGGACAAUCCAUGGGUGGCUUUAGUGCUGUUUUAUAUGCUUUGCUCUAUCAAACCCCAAACGUGCCCGGACGUAAAGUUCCCACAGAAGGUCUAACCCCCAAAGUCCUUGGUAUCCUACCACUUUGUCCAAUGCUCGCUAUUUCUCCUGAAACAAGACCUAAUUUCAUUAUUGAAAGUUUUGCAAGAUGUUUGAAUUUCUUUGCUGGUAGAUUACCAUUAGUAUCAGGAUAUAAAGGAAAAGCUUCUGAAGAUAGAUGGUGUGAAGAUCGGUAUAAUACUGAUCCUCAAGUUUGUCAUUGUAGAGUUAGAGCUUCUACUGGACUUGCGAUUUUAAAAGCUCUCUUGUUUACUGAUAAGUAUAUGGGAGAGAUCACUUUACCAUUUAGAGUGAUGCAUGGUGAUUCAGAUCGGGUGACGAGUGUGAAUGGAAGUAAGAAAUUCUUUGAGAUGGCUAAAAGUGAAGAUAAAGAUUUGAUUAUUUGUCCAAGAACUGAACAUAUUAUGUUGAGGAUCGGUAGAGAUGAAGUUGAUGAUCAGAAACGUCAAUUGAUUAUUUGUCAGAUGUUAGAAUGGAUCGAAAGGAUUUCUAAAAGUUAUGCUUAA
Melampsora larici-populina 98AG31 is the source of this 1254-nucleotide messenger RNA. RefSeq lists its product as uncharacterized. Gene Ontology annotation, cellular component: membrane. Bases 1 to 1254 code for a protein of 417 amino acids. Lineage: Eukaryota; Fungi; Basidiomycota; Pucciniomycetes; Pucciniales; Melampsoraceae. Gene Ontology annotation, molecular function: lipase activity. The transcript has 15 exons. The record is from RefSeq and is a predicted model, not a curated record.